Rhincodon typus (whale shark) is the source of this 1278-nucleotide messenger RNA. RefSeq names its product neuromedin U receptor 1a (gene nmur1a). Gene Ontology annotation, molecular function: neuromedin U receptor activity. The record is from RefSeq and is a predicted model, not a curated record. Gene Ontology annotation, biological process: G protein-coupled receptor signaling pathway. Bases 1 to 1278 code for a protein of 425 amino acids. The transcript has 2 exons. Gene Ontology annotation, cellular component: plasma membrane. NCBI's taxonomy places the organism in Eukaryota, Metazoa, Chordata, Chondrichthyes, Orectolobiformes, Rhincodontidae.
AUGCAAAUUUCACCCAGUCAGCAGCAAUUCCCCAAAAACUGUUCUCAAAUGGAUUCGUUGAAGAAUCGGAGCGCAUUUCUCCAAACCAUCUAUCAGUACUUCUGCAACACAACCUUCGGAAAGCAGAACCUCAGCUGGAAUAACACCAUCCCGGAGGACUUUUUCAUGAGCAAAGAGGAGCUGCUGUUGAAGUAUCUGGGUCCCAGGAGAUCGUCCUUUUUUGUGCCAGUCUGUUUGAUUUAUCUCUGCAUCUUUGUGGUCGGCGCUUUUGGAAAUGCACUAACCUGCAUCGUUAUAGCGAAGCACAAAGUGAUGAGAACCCCUACGAAUUAUUACUUAUUCAGCCUGGCCAUUUCCGAUCUCUUGGUGCUGAUUCUGGGCAUGCCGUUGGAACUCUAUGAAAUGUGGAGGAAUUACCCGUUUCUCCUCGGUCAAGCGGGAUGUCACUUUAAAACCUUCCUUUUUGAGACGGUUUGCUUUGCCUCAAUACUAAACGUGACGGCCCUCAGUGUUGAGAGAUACAUCGCCGUCGUGCACCCCCUUAAAGCAAAGUAUGUUGUGACCAGAACUCACGCCAAACGGGUAAUCUUAACGGUGUGGCUGAUUUCUUUCUGCUCAGCCAUCCCCAACACCAACCUCCACGGCAUCUAUUAUCUGAGUACCCCGUUUGGGGAACACAUUGAAGAGUCCGCUAUCUGCGUGCUGUUAAAGCCAGCCUGGAUGUACAGUCUCAUCAUUCAGAUCACCACGGUGCUGUUUUUCUUCGUCCCGAUGAUCAUUAUUAGUAUGCUGUACUUACUGAUUGGAUUGCAACUGAAGCGAGAGGAAGUAAUUUCUGACUUCAAACCAGGAUUGGGAAAUGCCAACUACCAAACCCCGCGCAUGGAGCAAGAGAAGGUCAGGAGGAGCCAAGUUACCAAAAUGCUCAUUGUUCUGGUGAUUGUGUUUGGAAUCUGCUGGGCACCUUUUCACACAGAUCGGUUAAUGUGGAUUCUGAUAAACAACUGGACUGAAGAAUUGCACAGGUUGUAUCAGUACGUACAUAUUGUCUCGGGUGUAUUCUUCUACUUUAGCUCAGCAAUCAAUCCUAUUCUAUACAACCUUAUGUCUACUCGAUUCAGAGAGAUGUUUAAAGAGGUGAUGUGUAGCCGAAAGUUCCAAAGUUCCAAACCUGGAUGGUAUUCUGCAAGUUUAACCAGGAUGACAACCCGCAGCACUGUAUUGGAAUCUAGUCCCUGUAAUGGAAUACCAUUGUCUGACAUUGAAGACUGUGAGUAA